Molecule: messenger RNA, 771 nt
Organism: Dentiscutata erythropus
Lineage: Eukaryota; Fungi; Glomeromycota; Glomeromycetes; Diversisporales; Gigasporaceae
Source: the annotation of a GenBank genome assembly
AUGAUCAAACACAUCAAAGACCAUAUUACUACGACUUGGCAUGAUCCACGUCAAGCGCCUCAAUCAUCUCAAUCAUCUCAAUCAUCUCAAUCAAGAGAUGUCAACCAGACGUCAUCUCAACAAAGUGAAAAAAGUAGUGUCAACUUUCCUGACCCUAGUCAUUAUCAAGAUACAAAUUCUUCACCUCUUCCCAGCUAUCAACAAUCUCAGCAGCAACAACAAUCUGCGGAGCAGAAAGUGCAACGAUAUAAUAAAGCUCCCCAACCCACAACAACUGUUAUCCAAGAAGCUCCUCAACCCACAACAACUAUUAUCCAAGAAGCUCCUCAACCCACAACAACUAUUAUCCAAGAAGCUCCUCAACCCACAACAACAAUUGUCCAUCAGGCUCCUCAACCUGCGGCGACAAUUGUUCAUCAGGCUCCUCAACCCGCAACGACAAUCGUCCAUCAAGCUCCUCAACCCGCAACAACUAUUGUCCAUCAGGCUCAACCUACAUACAUCCAUCAUCAACCUUAUGUUCAAGAUCCUAUAUCUAAAUUUUUUAGUGAUGCUGGAAAAGCGAUGUCUGAUGUCACAAGAUCAAUUACAACUCCACAGUAUUAUCCACAAUAUGGUCAAACAAUUGUAACCCAAACUCAACCCGCAACUCAAAUUGUUACCACUCAUUCUCAACCCGCAACUCAAAUUGUUACCACUCAUUCUCAACCCGCAACUCAAAUUGUUACCACUCAUUCUCAACCUACAACUCAAAUUGUUCACAGAUAUUAA